This is a messenger RNA of Paramecium sonneborni, 700 nucleotides long. The record is from the annotation of a GenBank genome assembly. NCBI's taxonomy places the organism in Eukaryota, Ciliophora, Oligohymenophorea, Peniculida, Parameciidae.
UAUGAAUUCACAAUAGACAUCUAAUAUAUUAAACAAUUCAGAUAUUAUUGAAGGAGUUGAAUAACUAUCUCAAAAUAACUCUAUCAUUUAACAAAUGUUUAAAGAAUUAAACUUAUCUACUGAAUAUCCUGAUUAUUCAAGUGUAGAUUAUUGGAAUAAUAGAUACUCUUUAUAAAAGGAAAAAUGCUUUGAAUGGCUAUAAAGCUAUUCUAAACUUUAACCAUUUAUUCAUAAUUGUUUAUUUGGUAGAUUUGAUAUCAGUUAAAUAUUAUAUGUUGGUUGUGGGAAUUCUCAAUUAUAAGAUUAUAUGUAAUUAGAUGGUAUAAAAAAUAUUCGAUGCAUUGAUUUCAGUGAUAUUUUAAUCAGGUAAAAACAAUAAUAAACAAUUCCCUAUUAUUUAAUGGAUGUAACAAAUAAAAUUGAUUUUGAAGAUGAAGAAUUUGACUUUAUUAUUGAUAAAUGCCUUUUGGAUAGUUUGAUGAGUGGAACUUCAUUUUUUGAGAGAGUCUCUAAAUAUUUAAGUGAGUGCUACAGAAUCUUGAAACCUAAUGGUACUUUUAUGAUUGUAUCUUAUGGGCAUCCAGAUAUCAGAACUAUAUAUUUAAAGAUGUUCAAAAUUUAAAUUAUUCAAAUUGAAAAAAUAAAAAUAGAAUAAUUCAAUGAUAUUGAGCAUCAUUAUAUAUAUAUGUGUACUAAGUGA